Messenger RNA from Antechinus flavipes (yellow-footed antechinus), 1532 nucleotides. It is a transcript of the gene RUVBL2, whose product is annotated as RuvB like AAA ATPase 2. NCBI's taxonomy places the organism in Eukaryota, Metazoa, Chordata, Mammalia, Dasyuromorphia, Dasyuridae. The transcript is spliced from 15 exons. Gene Ontology annotation, cellular component: Ino80 complex; R2TP complex; NuA4 histone acetyltransferase complex. Gene Ontology annotation, biological process: regulation of transcription by RNA polymerase II; box C/D snoRNP assembly; chromatin remodeling. The coding region runs from base 48 to 1439 and encodes 463 amino acids. The record is from RefSeq and is a predicted model, not a curated record. Gene Ontology annotation, molecular function: ATP binding; DNA helicase activity; ATP hydrolysis activity.
UUUCCGCUUCCUGCCUAGCAGUGGAGGAACGGCGGUUGGAACGCGACAUGGCAACCACGGCAGCGACCACCAAGGUCCCCGAGGUGCGGGACGUGACGCGGAUCGAGCGCAUUGGUGCUCACUCCCACAUCCGAGGCUUGGGCCUGGACGAUGCUCUGGAGCCGAGACAGGUGUCGCAGGGCAUGGUGGGGCAGCUGGCGGCCCGGCGGGCGGCCGGCGUGGUGCUGGAGAUGAUCCGGGAGGGGAAGAUCGCCGGGCGCGCGGUGCUGAUCGCGGGGCAGCCUGGCACCGGGAAGACGGCCAUCGCCAUGGGCAUGGCCCAGGCCCUGGGGCCCGACACGCCCUUCACGGCCAUCGCCGGCAGCGAGAUCUUCUCUCUGGAGAUGAGCAAGACGGAAGCCCUGACCCAGGCCUUCCGCAGGUCCAUCGGGGUUCGGAUCAAGGAGGAGACGGAAAUCAUCGAAGGGGAGGUGGUGGAGAUCCAGAUUGACCGGCCCGCCACAGGCACCGGCUCCAAGGUGGGGAAGUUGACCCUGAAGACCACGGAGAUGGAGACCAUCUACGACCUGGGCACCAAGAUGAUCGAGUCCCUGACCAAGGAGAAGGUCCAGGCAGGGGACGUCAUCACCAUCGACAAGGCCACGGGGAAGAUCUCGAAGCUGGGCCGCUCGUUUACCCGCGCUCGGGACUACGACGCCAUGGGCUCCCAGACCAAGUUCGUCCAGUGUCCAGACGGGGAGCUUCAGAAGAGGAAGGAGGUCGUGCACACGGUUUCUCUCCACGAGAUCGACGUCAUCAACUCCCGCACGCAGGGCUUCUUGGCCCUCUUUUCGGGUGACACCGGGGAGAUCAAGUCGGAGGUGCGGGAGCAGAUCAACGCCAAGGUGGCCGAGUGGCGAGAGGAGGGCAAAGCGGAGAUCAUCCCGGGGGUGCUCUUCAUAGACGAGGUCCACAUGCUCGACAUCGAGAGCUUCUCCUUCCUCAACCGGGCUCUGGAGAGCGACAUGGCCCCCGUGCUCAUCAUGGCCACCAACAGAGGCAUCACUAGGAUCCGGGGCACCAGCUACCAGAGCCCCCACGGGAUCCCCAUCGACCUGCUGGACCGGCUGCUCAUCGUCUCUACCACUCCUUACAGUGAGAAGGACACGAAGCAGAUUCUCCGGAUCCGGUGUGAGGAGGAGGACGUGGAGAUGAGCGAAGACGCGUACACGGUGCUGACGCGCAUCGGGCUGGAGACCUCUCUGCGCUACGCCAUCCAGCUGAUCACGGCUGCCAGCCUGGUGUGCCGCAAGCGCAAGGGCACCGAGGUGCAGGUGGACGACAUUAAGCGGGUGUACUCUCUCUUCCUGGACGAGUCCCGGUCCACGCAGUACAUGAAGGAGUACCAGGACGCUUUUCUCUUCAACGAGCUGAAAGGCGAGACCAUGGACACCUCCUGAGCCUCCUCGACAGAUGCCCCGAUUCCCUCCCGCUCCCCCGCUUUUCUACCUGAGUUGUGACAUUUGAACUUUCUAUAAAACCGUUCUGGAAGC